Molecule: messenger RNA, 1362 nt
Organism: Wasmannia auropunctata (little fire ant)
Lineage: Eukaryota; Metazoa; Arthropoda; Insecta; Hymenoptera; Formicidae
Product: cytochrome P450 4C1-like
Exons: 10
Coding region: 119-1186 (355 amino acids)
Molecular function (GO): iron ion binding; oxidoreductase activity, acting on paired donors, with incorporation or reduction of molecular oxygen; monooxygenase activity
Source: RefSeq, a predicted model, not a curated record
UAUUUUUAUUUUUAUUACAGGAAUUAAAUGGCACAAUAGGCGAAAGAUAUUAACACCUACGUUUCAUUUUAAUAUAUUAAAACAAUUUGUUGAAAUCUUGAUUGAAGAAGGAAAUCAUAUGACGAAAUCUCUGAAAGAUAUGAAAGGAUCUGUUGAUGACUUAAUGUCCUUUAUCAGUCAUCAUACAUUAAAUGCUAUAUGUGAAACCGCCAUGGGUACUUCCUUGCAAGACAUGAAGAGUGAUGUUCAGCAACAAUAUCGUGAGGCAGUCUACGACAUAGGAGAGAUUCUAAUUUAUAGAUUAAUGAGACCGUGGUUAACUCCCAAAAUGAUAUUUUCAUUAACUUCAAUGGGGGAAAAACAUGAGAAAGCUUUAAAAAUAUUGCAUGGUUUUACCGAAAAGAUUAUUGCGGAAAGAAAGCAAUAUCAUGAAAGUACUGGUGGACGAUACUUAAAGCAUUUGGAAGAUGAUACAGUAGACGAUAAAGAGAUAAUAGGAAUUAAGAAAAAACGACUCGCUAUGUUGGAUCUUUUGAUAGCGACGGCUCAUAACGGACUGAGUGAUAUGGACAUCAGAGAAGAAGUCGAUACUUUCUUGUUCGAAGGGCAUGAUACCGUAGCAAUGGGACUGACUUAUGCAAUAUUGCUGCUAGCUGAACAUAAAGAUGCACAGGAAUGCAUCAGAAGUGAAGUUAAUGCAAUCAUGCAAGCAAAUGGAGGGAAACUUACUAUGUCAGCGUUAAAUGAUAUGUCAUACUUGGAAAGAUGUUUGAAAGAAUCAUUAAGAUUAUAUCCCAGUGUUCCUUUAAUAUCGCGUGUCUUAUCGGAAGAUGUAAAAAUGCGAUCAUAUUUGGUGCCUUCUGGAGCAGUUCUGCAUAUAAAUAUUAUCGAUAUUCAUCGAGAUCCCAAUUACUGGCCAAAUCCAAAAGUUUUCGAUCCAGAUAGAUUUUUGCCUGAGAAAAUUCAAAAACGUCAUCCUUAUUCCUACUUACCGUUUAGUGCAGGACCACGAAAUUGUAUAGGACAACGGUUUGCUAUGCUGGAACUGAAAGCUAUAAUGGCAUCGUUGAUAUACAACUUUUAUCUCGAACCUGUCGAUUAUUUGAAGGAUCUUGAGUUCAAGACGGAUCUAACACUCCGAGCUACGUGUCCAAUCCGUACACGAUUUGUACCAAUUGAUCACUGAUGCUACCUGGUUCAUUUAAUUUUUGCUCAUAUUAUAUAUACGCCUUGAUAUACAAGAAUUAAAAGAAAGGAUAAACCGGAAAAAUGAAAUAAAUUCGAAAAAAAUUUUCAAUUAUUUCACAAUGAUCUUAUUAUUGUCCUUAUGCAUCUUUAUUGUAUUAAUGUAUUUCAUUCUUU